Molecule: messenger RNA, 1149 nt
Organism: Pseudonaja textilis
Lineage: Eukaryota; Metazoa; Chordata; Lepidosauria; Squamata; Elapidae
Source: RefSeq, a predicted model, not a curated record
GAGAACGGUUCCCUUCUCCAUCCAGGAAGCCGAGACUGCGAUCGGAAGUAUUUCGACGAUGACUCAAUGGUCUGUGUGUGCAACAGUACGUAUUGCGACACCCAGGAUCCCGUCCUUCUCCCUCCCUUGGGUCAGUUUGUCGUGUACGAAAGCAGCAAAUCUGGGAAGCGGCUGGAGCGCAGAGAAGGUCAUUUCCAGAACAGAACAACCAAUCCAGAUAUUCUUCUGAUUUUGGAGACGGAUCAGCGGUAUCAAAGAAUAAAAGGAUUUGGGGGCUCCGUCACCGAUGCAGCCGCCAUCAACAUCCUGGCUCUAUCGCCGAACGCCCAGAAAAAUUUACUCCGUUCUUACUUCUCGGAGGAAGGGAUUGAAUACAAUAUUGUGCGUAUGCCCAUGGCGAGUUGUGACUUCUCUGUCCGGCCAUACACCUACGAUGAUUUUCCGUAUGACUACGAGUUGAAGAAUUUCAGCCUGGUUGCAGAAGACCUACUAAUGAAAAUCCCCAUCGUCCAUCGGGCCAAGGCUAUGUCCAAGAGGCCCAUCUCCCUCAUGGCCAGUCCGUGGACGGCUCCGAUUUGGAUGAAGAGCAACGAGGAUUGGAAAGGAAAGGGUUGGCUGAAGGGGCAGGCAGGGGAUUCCAUUCACAAAACCUGGGCUUCCUAUUUUGUCAGGUUCCUCGAUGAAUAUGCCAAGCAGAAUUUAACCUUCUGGGCUAUCACCGCUCAGAACGAACCUUCCUCUGGAUUUGUGAAAAAUUAUCCUUUCCAGACGAUGGGAUUCACCGCGAAAUCACAACGUGAAUUCAUUGCCUUGGAUCUUGGCCCAGCCUUGGCCAAAAGUUCGCACAAGAACAUCCAGUUAAUCACCUUAGAUGACAACCGGAUUCAUCUCCCGAAAUGGGCCAAAGAGGUGUUGAGCAGUGAGAGCCAAGCCUAUCGCUACAUUCACGGCAUCGGCCUCCACUGGUACAUGGACUUCAUCAGCCCCAUCAAGGGGACAGUAGAAGCCACGCAACGCCUCUUCCCUGACUAUUUUCUGAUUGCCACCGAAGCCUGUGCCGGAUCUUUCUUUUGGGAACAGGAUGUUAUCCUCGGCUCCUGGGAUCGAGGCGAGGACUACAGCCAUAGCAUCUUGGAGGUACAAUGUGGG